AUGUCCCCACCUCCGGCUUCUGCCGCAACCACGGCUCCGGAAUUGGCCACAACCCCUGCUCCAACCUCGGUUUUGUCCCAGGAAAGAGCCUCCUCUAUAGGCUGGUACUUCAUCGUAUCCUACUACGACUUCUACAACACCAACAUCGAGAAUAUCCACAAGAUAUACCACCAAAACGCUCUGAUUUCUCACGACUCCUUCCCAGUGGAUUCUGCUAAUACUGCUGAAGACGAAGUUAAAACCAUCCAUGCUGCUCAUGGCACCGAAGCUAUCAGAACUCGUUUCAAGAACGAUCCAGAGUUGAAAGCAAACAACCGUAUCGUAGUCACUUCGGCCGCGUUUGAAGUUUCGUUGGAGAAGAACAUCUUGAUUGUCGUAUUUGGUGAAUGGGCCAAAGAAGACUCUGUCUAUCACCAAUUCACCCAGACCUUCGUCUUGACUCCAGGUAAGAAGGAAAACUCAUUUGAUGUAGCCAAUGAUGUUUUGAGAUUUAUCGACUUUGGUGAAUUCAAGGCCGUUAAGAAGGAAGAAAAGAAACCUGUUCGUAACGGAGAAACCAUUAAUGCUUCUGCUACUGCAGCAACUACUACUGAAGCUUCUACUAGUACUCCCAAGGCUGCUUCUAGUGCCACUAGUAUUUCUGCUAAUUCUACGUCAACGUCUACUUCGACUUCUACUGCUGCUCCAACGUCUACUGCUGCUACAACUGUUCCAGUUGCCGCUGCAACUCCUACUGUUGCUACUGUUGCUGCUUCUGCUGCUUCUGCCAACACGACCGCUGUUUCCUCUGCUGCUUCUGCCGAGUCUGAAACCACUUCCGCUUCUUCGGUCCCAUCUGAAGAGAAACAAAAACCUGAAGCUCCUGUGACUCCAGAACCAGUUGAAAAGUCUGAAACUAAGGAAUCUACACAAGAACCAGUGAAGGAAUUGUCUCCUACUGACUCUGUGGCCUCCAAGAACGAAGAAGAGUCUUCUACUGCUGUGACUGCCAAGUCUGCUCCAGGCCAACCUUUGUCUUGGGCAGCAUUGGCCUCACAGGCCGCUCCUCCUAAGAAUAAGCCAGUUGCUGUAGCAAAGUUGUCUCCAGCCCCAGCCAAGAAAGCUGCUACAACCCCUCCAGCUAAUGGUAUAGGCAGCAAAAAGAAAGAAGAAUGGUACCCCAUCUACAUUCGGGGGAUCAGAGAACUCGAUGAGAAAUUGUUGAGAGAUCACAUUUCAAAACACUUUGGUGAGCUCAAGUACUUCAAGACCAAUCUGAACAUUGCGCUCUGUGACUUUGUCACCUAUGACGCCCAACACAAGGCCCUUGAAGCUGGUGAAACCAUUGUAGAUGGUAUCGUCAUCCUGUUGGAACCUCGUGAGUCAAAGACAGGCAACAGUUACCACAGCAUCAACAAGAAAAAGGACAAGCCCGCGGGCUCAGCUGUCACAAAUAGCAAACAGUCGCCACAACAGACUCCACAACAGAAGGCUGCCAAGGGCGAGAAGAAAGUUGUUGGGAAGAAGAGCAACCGCACUGCUACGCGUAGUGAUUAA
Molecule: messenger RNA, 1536 nt
Organism: Scheffersomyces stipitis CBS 6054
Lineage: Eukaryota; Fungi; Ascomycota; Pichiomycetes; Serinales; Debaryomycetaceae
Exons: 1
Coding region: 1-1536 (511 amino acids)
Biological process (GO): ribophagy; protein deubiquitination
Cellular component (GO): Ubp3-Bre5 deubiquitination complex; ribonucleoprotein complex; cytosol
Molecular function (GO): mRNA binding
Source: RefSeq, a predicted model, not a curated record